CCAUCUUCCAUAUCCGAAAUUCCCAAUCUUCGUCCCCGUGCUUUCUAUUUUCACUCUCUGAGCUGGGUGGUUCUACAAUGGCUGCUGCCACCUCCCUCUCCAGUCUACCGUCAACAUGCCCUGUGCCCACUCAAUCCGGAAACAAAUCGAAACCCAAUUCGUCUUAUCCAUCUCUCAAACUCCAGCAUCUACAAAGUCCAUGGCUUGGCAUCAAUUUGCGUCUUCGAUCUUCAAAUCCCAAAGCUGACUUCCAAAAUCGCCGUCCGGUCAUUUCCACCGUCGUAUUUAGCCUCCCGACUGCGAACCCGGAGAGGAUUGCUUCUGCGGACAAACCUCCGAAAUGGUCGAGAAAUGCGAUAAAGUCAUUUGCCAUGUCUGAACUUGAAGCAAGGAAGCUCAGGUACCCAACUACAGGAACUGAGUCCCUUCUCAUGGGCAUUCUAAUUGAGGGAACCAGUUUAGCUGCAAAAUUUCUCCUUGCAAAUGGAACUACACUUUUCAAGUUACGUGAAGAAUGUGUCAAGUUACUGGGACGGGGUGAGAGGUCUUUUGUCAGUCCUAUGAAUCCUCCUCUGACUGAAGACGCUCAAAGGGCCCUUGAUUGGGCUGUUGAUCAGAAACUAAAAUCUGGUGAUGGUAGGGAAAUUACAACAAUUGAUCUCCUCCUCGGCAUUUGGUCAGAGGCGGAAUCUCCUGGACAUAAAAUAUUGGCUGCUCUUGGCUUCAGUGAUGACAAAGCCAAAGAGCUGACAUCUUUAAGUUCUGAACCUGGUUUUGUAGAUGGGUAAUACCUGUCUUUGGUACUUACCUGAUAUGUAAUUCUUUUAACCAGAGAAAUGAACAUUCUCUGCAGCCUUUGUUAUUUCUUGCCUGCAUAAUGAAGUUUCUGUUGGGCUCGAACAGAUAUGGUAAUU
Messenger RNA from Rubroshorea leprosula, 914 nucleotides. The record is from the annotation of a GenBank genome assembly. Lineage: Eukaryota; Viridiplantae; Streptophyta; Magnoliopsida; Malvales; Dipterocarpaceae.